Molecule: messenger RNA, 1726 nt
Organism: Mytilinidion resinicola
Lineage: Eukaryota; Fungi; Ascomycota; Dothideomycetes; Mytilinidiales; Mytilinidiaceae
Exons: 1
Coding region: 155-1672 (505 amino acids)
Source: RefSeq, a predicted model, not a curated record
CCUCUUUCUUCACCUUUCUUCGGCCUCUACGACAAUCGCAACCGACGUGCUGCGUGCAAGGCUGCAGUACAAUUUCCAGCACCUGUGCUUCCAGCUGCCGUCCCACGCCGGCUUAUCUCGAUUCCAACGACACCAAUCCUCGAGCGCAACCAGAAUGACGUCCUCAGAUUCUCCUUGCAACGGCGCUCGAUGCGCGAGUGCUGAGACUUGUACCCACUCGAGCAAAACCACCAGUUGUUCGAAGCAGAAGCUCCGGGAACCCCACACAAGGCAGCCGCCGACAUGCGUCGGCAAGCCCAAUGUCGGCCCUCAUUACAUGCGCCCGACCGCCAAUUCCUCCGUCCGCAGACGCGCUGUGAAAUCAUCACGAUUGCCGUCGUCAUCGUCUGGUCCCCCGGCGUCGUCGCAAUCGCUUUUUUGUUGCCCUCUCGCUGACGCUUGGCCAGCGCACCGUUCCGACAUCACCCAGACCGACCCAACAUACACUAAGUUUCUGUGGAGGACGAUAAUGGACAAGAAAAAGAGCUCAAAUGAGAGGGCGGGCAGAGAAAUGGGCGAUACACUAAGCACAAAGGCGAAGAGGAGGCCAAGGGCUCGAGCAGAAAGCACAUCGGCGUCAGGGUCGCACUCUGGGAAAUGGCCAACACCACCUACAUCGGAAACCUCGAGCUUCAAGUCUAAGAAGGACUUGGCUGCUAAAGUCACCGAUGUUGACUUUAUAGAGACUGUACUAGAGCCAUGCGGGAUCACCAUUCAGAACAAGGGCGUUAACAAGGACCUCCUUAAACACUUCGGUAUCCUAGAGCUUCCCUCCGAUCCCAAGGACCGCCUCGAUGCCUACCGGGGAGCACACGACCUUGAAGUCUGGCUAGCCCCUGACACGGCGAGCAUCCAGCGAGAGUACAAGGCUAUGAGGGUGUUUGAUUCCAACGAGGCCGAACACUCGGCAUACGCCUUGCAGGAUAUAUUCCUCGACGAACCCAGACAUCCAUGGCUCCCAGAAGAGGACGGCGAUCAACGUUGGCUACCCGUCCGCAUGCUCCAACUUGUUCGGAAACUACCGCAGGAUGAAUGGCUCUCCCCUCCACUCGUCGACUCGCCCAGGAAACGAUACGAGUGGGACAUUCGCCCGGACUGCGCGUACCACGUCUCCCUCCAGGCCUUCCAAUCUGGCUUCCGCCCAAGCGUUCGAAAACAUGUUUCCAUUGUGCAGAAGCGAGCCUUUUGCCCGUAUUUGACUAUUGAGUUCAAAAGAGAUGAGGAGACUCUUGCGACGGCCCGCCAUCAGGUCGCCGUCGCCUCAGCCAUGGCCCUGUAUAAUCGUUAUAGACUAAAGGACUGCGCGCUUCAAAUGAGUGGAGGGAACUGGUUGGAACAGGAUAUGAACCAGAUGCGUCACUAUGGUAUCACAUUCACUGGAUCCACCUGGGACCUGUGGUGCACUGUGCCGAAGACCUUUGAAACCUGGACUGGCUGUAGCAUGUCCGCCAUCUACUCUGGCGACUGCUGCAUCCUUGCUGGCGUUGAGAAAUUAACCAGCACUAUUAAUGACAUUCAUUACUGGGGUUUGAUGGUCCAUGGCAAGUCCUGCAAGGCCGAUAUCGCUGCUAAGAUUCAUUCCGACCCGGAUGCGGACACGAAUGAUAUCACGUUACUGGAAGAGAAUUCAUGAUACCCGCGGUUGAUAGCAAUAUUAUUACUUGUUAGAUCCUUUUUUCAAUCUGGA